CCCGGCCUGACACGGCCGGACUGAGCGGGGGGCGACCGUGGGGCUGCGUGCGGGGAACGGGGGGGGGGGCGGCAUCCCGGGGCUGUAUCACGAGUAGCGGCGGGUUUGGAUCGUGGGUGCCGGGGUCGCAUCCCCAGUAGUGGAGGGUUUGCAUCCCCGGCUGCACAGCGGAUGCGUCCCAGGGCUGGGGGAGGAUUUGAGGGAGCUGGGGAGGGGGGGGUCUGAGCGCUCGGCGAGGGUAGAUCGGCACGUGGGGGCCGUACCGAGGGGCUGCAGCUGGGUUUGCUGUGCCGGGGAUGCAGGCUGGGCUCGGCGCUUCCCCAGCAGAGCGCGAUGUGACCCCGGGGCGCCGCCAUGGCCCUGCUGCCAACCGGAGGGGCCCGGAAACAACGCACAGCCCGGGGGGAGCGCGGCGAGGAGGAGGUGGAGGUGGAGGAGACCCCCCGGCACCGCUCAGCACCCGCCGCAGAUGAGUGCCCCCACCCAGGUGCUCGCAGGACAUCGGCGACCACUCGGCACUGAGGGCAGCGUGGAGACAUGAGCGGCAGCGCGAGCCAGCGUGCCGCCGUCUUCGUGCUCCUCUUCGCCCUGCUCAUGCUGCUGAUCAUCUACAGCUCCAGCAGCGGGACCGAGGUGUUCCCCUACAGUGCACUGCGGGGCAGAGCCCGGCGGCCCCCCAACCUGCGGCACUGGAGGGUGAGCAGCGGAUACCUGCCUGUCUCUGGGAACAAGACCCUGUCUGCCCACUGCCACCAAUGCGCCAUCGUCACCAGCUCCAGCCACCUCCUGGGCACCCACCUGGGUGCCGAGAUCGACCAAACCGAGUGCACCAUCCGCAUGAACGACGCUCCCACCACCGGCUACGAGGCCGAUGUGGGCAACAAAACCACCUUCCGCGUGGUGGCCCACUCCAGCAUCUACCGUGUCCUCAAGAGGCCCCAAGAGUUCGUCAAUAAGACCCCAGAGACCAUCCUCAUCUUCUGGGGGCCGCCGGCCAAGAUGCAGAAGGGGCUGUUGAAGAUCAUCCAACGCGUCGGCGCAUCCUUCCCCAACAUGACGGCCUACGUGGUCUCCCCGCACCGCAUGAAGCAGUUUGAUGAGCUCUUUCGGGGGGAGACGGGGAAGGACAGAGAGAAGUCGCGCUCGUGGUUGAGCACGGGUUGGUUCACCAUGGGGAUUGCGGUGGAGCUGUGCGACGCCGUCCACGUCUACGGCAUGGUGCCCCCCAACUACUGCAGCCAGCGCCCGCAGCCCCGCCGCAUGGCCUACCACUACUAUGAGCCCAAGGGCCCCGACGAGUGCACCACGUACAUCCACAACGAGCGCAGCCGCCGCGGGAACCACCACCGCUUCAUCACCGAGAAGCGCGUCUUCGCCAGCUGGGCCGCCCCCUACAACAUCACCUUCUCUCACCCCACCUGGCCGUAGGGGGGCUGUGCUGAGCAGGGAGCCCUGGGGAUGGGGUCCCUUUGAUUUGGGGUCCCUUUGAUUCAGGGUCACCUUGGGAUGGGAUCCCCUUGGCUUAGGGUCCCAUUGGGAUGAGGUCCCCUUGCCUUGGGGUCCCAUUGAGAUGAGGUCCCAUUGGUUUGGGGUCCCCUUAGUUUUUAGUUCAGGGAUUCCUUGGCUUGGGGUCUCUGUGGGAUGGAGUCCCCUUGGUUUGGGAUCCCAUUGCUUCAGAGUCCCCUCAGUUUGGGGUCUGAUACAGCUAUUGGGGCCACAUGCCCCCACUGUGCACGUGGGUCUGCACAGCUGUGACACUGUGGGUUUGGGGGUGCAUCCCUUCCUGCAGGACACGAGACCCUGCACAGUCCCAGCUCAGAACCUCCCGGGCUGCAUUGCAGCCCAUCACCCUGAGAGCACACAGUGGGUGGAGGUGCAGGGUCCCCUUUGGCUGCCAUGGGGGUCACGUUGCUUUUGUGGCACCAUUUCAGCCCCCACCCCCCAACUGCCCCCCAGCACAAACCCCAACAUUUUCAGUGUCACCAUCCCCAGAGCAGGGACCUCAAGAGCCACCCCAAUGAGAACCAGGGGGACGACACUGCCAACGUGGUGCCAGGAGGGGGAGGUGGGUUAAAGGGGGGGCCGAUACCACACAGCACUGCCGGAACCUUUUGUAACCUGGCCAUGGGAUUUGGGGGAUUUUUUCCCUCCUGGUCCCUGUGUUUGGAUUUCCUCCAUGAGCCACAUGAUGCUCGUUACUCAUCAGCCCCUCAUGAACGUUUGGAUGCUGAGCCCCCAGCGGGUGGCAGCCCCGUGCCUCAGUUUCCCCCCUUGGCCGUGGCACUGGGGGGGGGGGGGUCCAUCCCGGUGGGGUCACAUCGUGGGGGGUGUCUCAGCACCGUGUUUUGUAUCGAUUUGUACAGGAAUAAACCUCGCUGCAGUCUGUUGCCUUGGA
Molecule: messenger RNA, 2395 nt
Organism: Coturnix japonica (Japanese quail)
Lineage: Eukaryota; Metazoa; Chordata; Aves; Galliformes; Phasianidae
Source: RefSeq, a predicted model, not a curated record